Messenger RNA from Dendrobium catenatum, 1656 nucleotides. RefSeq names its product transcription factor Pur-alpha 1. The transcript has 5 exons. Gene Ontology annotation, cellular component: nucleus. The record is from RefSeq and is a predicted model, not a curated record. NCBI's taxonomy places the organism in Eukaryota, Viridiplantae, Streptophyta, Magnoliopsida, Asparagales, Orchidaceae. Gene Ontology annotation, molecular function: purine-rich negative regulatory element binding; DNA-binding transcription factor activity, RNA polymerase II-specific; RNA polymerase II transcription regulatory region sequence-specific DNA binding. Gene Ontology annotation, biological process: regulation of transcription by RNA polymerase II. Bases 304 to 1152 code for a protein of 282 amino acids.
AGAGAGAGAAAGACGGGCAGAGGAACGGGUGACAGAGGGCGAGGUCGUUAAAAAGGGCCGAAACGAGUGCGAACAAUGGCCUCCGGUCAAACUUCAUGGCGCCAUUCCUCAAGCCGCCUUCCUCCUUUAGACAUAAGCCCAACCCUAAUUCGCACUCCAUCCCCUUCGUUCUCCGCCACUUGUGUGCCUCCUUCCCGAAUUAACCCCCCCGACUUCUUACCCGUGGGGUUUCCAUUGAGGUGGGGUUAGGGUUUUCCUUUACUUACUCUGUUACCAGUUUGCUGGCUGUGAAUAAAGGGAAAGAUGGAUGGGGCGGCGGGAGGUGGAGACAUGGAGCUGAUGUGCAAGACGCUGCAGUUCGAGCACAAGCUUUUCUAUUUUGAUCUGAAGGAGAAUCCCCGGGGUCGGUACCUCAAGAUCUCGGAGAAGACCUCGGCGACAAGAUCAACCAUCAUUGUCCCUGUCAACGGUAUUGUAUGGUUCCUGGAUCUCUUCAACUACUACGUCAACACGGAUGAGCGUGACAUAUUCAGCAAGGAGCUAAAGCUUGACACCAAGGUGUUUUACUUUGACGUUGGUGAAAAUAAAAGGGGCCGCUUUUUGAAGGUUUCAGAAGCAUCAGUUAAUCGCAAUCGUAGUACGAUUAUUGUACCUGCAGGAAGCUCUGGUGAGGAGGGAUGGGCAGCAUUCAGGAAUAUUUUACUGGAGAUCAAUGAAGAAGUAUCCCGAAUCUUCAUAUCUAAUCAGCAAAAUAUGGAGCCUUCGGAGCAUCUACCAGGACUUUCAGAUGAUGUGGGAGCUGGAUUCAUAUCAGGUUCAGGUCAUAGUAAUCACCCAGUUCCAGAAUCUGACUUAAGUCUUGAUAGACUAGUUGAUCAGUUGCCUCUACAAGAUGACGUUGCAAGCAUGGGACUCUCCAAAGUCAUUCGAGCAGACCAAAAGAGGUUCUUCUUUGAUUUGGGAAGCAACAACAGGGGUCAUUUCUUGAGGAUAUCAGAGGUGGCUGGACCAGAUCGCUCAUCUAUCAUCUUGCCGUUAUCUGGUCUCAAGAUGUUCCACGAAAUGAUUGGCCACUUUGUAGACAUAACAAAGGACAGGCUAGAAGGGAUUUCGAGCGCAAAUGUGAGGACUUUGGAGCCUUCUCAGAGAUGAAGUUAUUGCUGGUUGGCUGGUUUCAGAAAAUUAACGGUAUUCUUUUGCUUCUAGUCUUUUUCUCGUGGUAUUGGCGUUUGCAUUUUUUUUUUGAAGGGGUUGCUUAAUGCUUCUGUUGUUUUACGCUAUUUUUAUUCUUGUUUUAUCGUAAAGGUUGAUUGAUUGAUGGUAAAUAAUAUGUGGGUUUCUUUCUGUGCGUUGUUGAGGAAUAAACGAGGCGAUGGAUAUGCCUAUGGUUUAUGUCAUUUAUGCGUGCUUUGAGUGGAGUGCUGGUGCCUGCAAUGCAAUUGAAAAAAGAUUCUUAAUUAAGUUCCUUGUAUGUUGUCAAUAUAUUAUUCAGUAUUGUAUUUUUUUUUUAAAUUUUGUUAUGUUUAUUUAGUUCGGAAAUACUCUAGAUUUUUUUAUUAUCCAUUUUUUUGUUGGUGUGGAUCUGAAGCACAAUAUUUGGACUUCAGAAAUUUAUUUAUGUAUUUGGGACUUUGAACCAAUUAAAUCAAAUUCACA